AUGGCAGAUGCAGCGGCCACGGAGAACCGGCCUCAGCUGAGGACCGCAGAGACAGAGACGGCCAUCCGGCUGGCCAUCGCCCUCUCAGAACGCAUUCGCGGCCAUGGCGAGAGGAUUGGCGAUACAAUCCUUGUACCAACAAGUCAGGGAACUCUACGGCCAUCCCAGCGCUGUGUCUUCAAUAAUAUGCGGUGGCUAUCCGACGAGGAGCAGCAGAAGAGGAGCCGGGCGGUCACGAGUAGUGGUCUCGAUUGGGUCCACCAGAGUAUUUCAAAUGAGGUUGCGCAAACGCUGCAGGUACAGGGCCUCAGCACACAGGUUGCGGCAGAGGCUUUGGCAACAGCCGAUGAAGGCGAGAAGGACCCUGAGUGGUUUGAGGCAGCUGGUCAGCAGGAGGCCCUCACUGCCCGCCUGCGUUCGCUGAUCCGGGACAUGCUGGACCAAGCUUCUGCCCAGGACCUUGGUCUUUUCAAAGCGCUGCUCCAGAAUGCAGAUGAUGCAACAGCAACGGAGAUCAAUUUCGUGUGGGACUGGCGAAGCUUUGGAGGGCAGUCCUUGAUGUCUCCAGAGAUGGCUCGGUGGCAAGGGCCGUGCCUCUGGGCUCACAACAACGCAAAGUUCUCGCCACAGGAACAGUGCCUUUGA
Molecule: messenger RNA, 645 nt
Organism: Symbiodinium pilosum
Lineage: Eukaryota; Dinophyceae; Suessiales; Symbiodiniaceae
Source: the annotation of a GenBank genome assembly